Polistes dominula (European paper wasp) is the source of this 3152-nucleotide messenger RNA. It is a transcript of the gene KrT95D, whose product is annotated as phosphofurin acidic cluster sorting protein KrT95D. The record is from RefSeq and is a predicted model, not a curated record. Gene Ontology annotation, biological process: protein localization to plasma membrane. NCBI's taxonomy places the organism in Eukaryota, Metazoa, Arthropoda, Insecta, Hymenoptera, Vespidae.
CCACACAUUCGAUCUAUGAUCAGAAUAGGAAAGCUUGUAGUGAGCAUCGCGAAAAAGGGCGUUGUAUGACACAAGAAGUAUAUUAUAAAACUAAUUUAGUUUAAAGAACAUAUAUUUGUAGUGCGGUUCUGUAAUCUUACAGUUUAUGGCGCAACAAAAGAGAUAGAUCGAAUUAGUCAGCUGCAAGCUGCGGUAUAGUGUCGGUGUUUGUUACUGAUUUUUUUCUUGUGGUGGCCAACGGGCCAAAAAUGGCGGAGAGGAUGAAGGCGACUGCACCGACGACGUCUCGACCAGUUCCAAUGAAACUUUUUGCUGCUUGGGAAGUUGAUCGUACUGCACCGAAUUGUAUACCAAGAUUAUGUUCCUUGACAUUAACACGUCUGGUUACACUUCGGCCUUUGGGUUCUGAUUUAACAUCCAUCAUAAUUGCUGUAAAAAUGCACAGUUCUAAAAGAACGUUGCGUUCUAAUGAAAUGAUUAUACCAACUGGAGGUAUGUUAGAUACUGAGUUAGAAUUACAAUUUGCUCUUCAAUAUCCACAUUAUCUCAAGAGAGAUGGCAAUAAAUUAUUAAUAUUAUUGCAAAGAAGAAAACGUUAUAAAAAUCGUACAAUGCUCGGAUAUAAGACUCUAGCUGAGGGAGUGAUUAACAUGGCUCAGGUGUUACAGAAACAAAUGGAUCUUGAAUUAGAAUUGAUAUCCGACAAAGCAGAAAAGUAUGGUGGACAUUCUGUGGCUCUAGCACGUGUUAGUGUAAUAGCACUAAGCUCUCAACCAGUUGAUCAUGAUAAAAGACUUACCAAUGAUCCAAAUGAAAGAUUGUGUCCAGAAUAUAGUGACGAGGAAGAAGAAUUCAGUUCGGAGGCUGAAGCUGAAGGUAGUGAUAGUGAACCAACUCUGGAAGUACAUAGACGAAAAAGUCGUGGAAAAAUUCCUACUAAUGCUAGACAAAGAAAUCUCAAACAAAAAUUUAUAGCCCUUUUGAAGAGGUUCAGAGUCUCCGAAGAUUUGGAUCACGAUCAAGAAGAAAUUGGACAAAAACUUUCAGGGGGCGAUAUGGAGAUUGAAGAACUAUUCGACGAACUCGAAGAUUUGUCGGACAGUGGUCCAGAAUUGGAUACUAUGUCUGUCAGUAGUACACCAAAGCCUUCGCUACGGCCUUUUUUCAGUUCCAGUCGAUCUCUUUUAACACCUCCACAUUCAGUAGUAACAAGAGGGGAAGCUGACAACAACACAAUGAGUACCGUAAAUCAACACUACAUUGGAAGUCAACCAGCCAAAGACAAGCAGCAUAUUGGACAUACACCAUCAGCAGAACGUGGCGUCGACAGACAGAGUGACGAUAGUUCAAGGAGGGCAGACAGCGAUUCUCAUCCGGAAAAUUGGACCGAUCAUGAAGCUAAUGAUCCGCCAAGUAUCGUCGCCGGAUCUCCACCAAAGUCAGAACAACCGAAUAAAAAUGAAAGUUCCGACAGGAGAAGUAGACUUUUUACUCGUGAUCGUGGAACACCUGGUAGCAGUAAAUCUAAAAAGCAUAGUCUCAGUGUCGACUUAAAACCAUCUGGUGACUCUAGUAGUUCAGAGCCGAGGAAGGUCCUAGUCGAACAGUUGAGUCGCGUCUUGCCGGAUGACAGUUUACCGGAAGCUGUAUCCCUGAUUUCUUUAGCAGACCCAGGAGGUGCUGUACUUGCUGCAAGACUUCAAGAGAGAAAUCACAAAGUACUUACUACUGCUUCCCCUGCGGAUAUACGUGCCACAUUCACGUGUUUGGUAACAAGGAUACAAAAAUUUUGUAACAGUUCUGCCAAGCCGCCUUCCCCGAUAAAGGUUGUAAUCGCUGGUGGUGAUAGUUUUGUUAACGCAGUGCUACGACAUUAUGUAGAAUUAUUGAGCUUCAAACCUCCCGAUUGGCAAAAUUAUUUAAAGUUUUUGGUUGUACCUCUUGGCUCUAAUACUUUAUCUAAAUAUCUAUCAUCCGUGGAUGCCAAAUAUUCAGUUCUUUUCGGUGACGAAUGGAAAGAAUUACUUGAAAGAGAAGGUGGGGGUGCAAGUGAAGGUGCAGCUAGAGUAUCCGAAUACGUAGCUACAACUAAUACUACUUUACCAUUGCCAAUCGCAGAAGCAAUGGUAACAUAUAGAGAAACUGAUGACAGCAGUCAAAUAUUUAUUCCAUUUGUAAAUGACGUUCGGGUUGGAUGUCCUGACAGUAGUUCUUCCGCGUCAGUCGAUCUUGAAGAAAGCAAUAUUACUAUGUCCGGUUCUCCACCGUCUUUACCUCCUCCAGGAUUAUCGAUGACAAUUCCACCUCCUGGCAGAUUGACUCCACCUAGUAGUCCUAAUGUAGGCCAACCCAUCAGGGAAGGUUGGGAACCUGUAGAAUUGCAAUUGGAUUAUUGGGGCAAACAAACUCAAGGAGAAAAAGGCAAGAAUACGCUCAGGCAAGCUUUUAGGGUGUUACACGUACAAAGACUUCCACCAUUAGGAGAAGCUCCUGGUCAUCAUCUUUCUAUGAAUUAUACGACCAAAGAGAAGAAACAGAAAAUAAUGAGAUUAGGAAAAAAGAAAGAGAAAGAAAAGGAGAAUGAACCGAAAAGUCAAACUGUAGAUGGUGUUACACGUUUGAUAUGUUCGGCAAAAACUCAUAACAUUCCAUUGAGAGUGAGCAUCGAUGGUACUGAAUGGUACAGUGUGAAAUUUUUCCAACUAUCGGCGCAGUGGCAAACGCACAUCAAGACCUUCCCUCUAGCCCUCUUUGAUUAUACUCCUCAGCCACAAAUUUUGAACCCUGUAUGAAAUCUUUCCCUUUUAUCAUUAAUUAAAUUUCCUUAAAUUUGUGUAUUUAAUAUUCCAUGAUGGGGUAACAUUGAGAGACUGUGCUUAAAUAGUAGAAAUAUGCAAUAUCAAUAUAAUAACCAGCAAAUUCUUGGAACUGCCUCGUUAUUAUUAGAGAUUAACCAUUAUGAUUUUUAUGAAUAACUUAUUAAGUGUAGAAAUUAAUUUGAUGCCUCGAUAUUACAAUUAUUUAUAAACUCUAAUUUGAAUUGUUGUAAAUAAUCUUUCGUCAUUUUAUAACGUUUAACUAUCAAGCAUUUGACUAUUAAUCAAAAGAAAAACUAUUAGUUAACAAUAUGGUUGGCAUGACUCAUAUGUUUG